Mugil cephalus (flathead mullet) is the source of this 1824-nucleotide messenger RNA. RefSeq lists its product as uncharacterized. Gene Ontology annotation, biological process: positive regulation of canonical NF-kappaB signal transduction; humoral immune response. The transcript has 11 exons. Bases 287 to 1690 code for a protein of 467 amino acids. NCBI's taxonomy places the organism in Eukaryota, Metazoa, Chordata, Actinopteri, Mugiliformes, Mugilidae. The record is from RefSeq and is a predicted model, not a curated record.
AGCUGAAAUGUGCGAUGACUGACUGUUUUUGGUUUUUGCCUCAGGGUGAUCUUGACUCCGAGACAACACUGCUGUCCACAUGCAAAUAGGUAGAAAAAAAGCUGCAUUUACAAUAGCAGAGGAAGCUAAACUUUCCUGUCCGGUCUGACUGUGCAACACACCCCAUUCUUGGCUCUGAUUGGAUGCCGCGAAGAAUUUGCAUAUAGGCUGCUGCGCACACAAGCCUCUGCACCCACAGCAGUAAAGAAUCCAGGAGUGAGCAGGGUUCUUUACGUGUAUAAGAAAGAUGGAGAAAUCUGAAAAAGAGUUUUCUACCACAAAUGAGAUGGAAAAUUUCCUUCAACCUAUGACACAUGAAGUAGCCGUGAAUCAGAGACGUCAUGCUAAUCCGCAGCGUGAUAAAGGAGCACCGACCUGCUACAUGGACGCAGACUACCUCCACCACAGCCUGUGCAGAGGUGAACAAGCAAGCCAGGAACUCAGGACGGAGUCGACUGGUGUUGCGCCGCACGUCGAUUUGACGCAGCACAGAGGACCAGAAGGUAGAGGGGCGACUUCUGCCAGGAUGAACCUCCAUCAUCAACCUCCUCAACGCUGUGAUCCUCCUCCUCCUCCUCCUCCUUCUCCUCCUCCUCCUCCAGAAAGCCUGCCGAGAGACACGAAGGGAGAGUGCUCUUGUUGGAACUGUGGACCGAAGCAAUAUGGAACAACACAACCUGCAAAUACAGACAGAAGCAGAGCCGAGGAAGAAUACAGUUCUCAUCUUCAGAGUGAAGCAGAAGUGGAACUUGAGGCUCCUUUGCCUCUAAAAGCCGACAAUGAGUGGCAACACUACAGUCCAUCUUUACUUCCUCACAACUACAUGCACAACUAUGGAAAAGGUUGGUUGAAUCUCAGCCCAGUCAACGGAUACCCACCUCAUCCAUGUUACCAAUCAGCUCCCUGUCAGCACAAAGGUCCCUGGAGUUACCUUCAAAACUGCAUCCAACCACAUGGCGGCUUUAUGUACGACAGAGUGGCUCAGGGAAGCGUCUCGGUGAACGUGCCCCAGUUCUCCACUCCUCCGGUGGAAGGUGUUUCGCAGGUCAGAGUGCUGAACCUGAACACGGCAGGAGCAGAGGAAUCUGGCUCACAUCCACAAGACAAAAGAAAGACUAUCAGUCUCCCCGAUGAGUGCCGAAACGUUUUCAUAACUUACUCUUCGGACUUGUCCUCAGAGAUGAUGCCCUUCGUGGACUUUCUCACCAAGCAAGGCUUUCGACCAGCUAUUGAUCUAUUCGACAACCCCGUUAGACUCAUGGACAUCAACAAGUGGAAGGACAGCUACCUAAAGGAUCCAUCCACCCUGAUUAUCAUCGCCAUCAGUCCGAAGUAUAAGUCAGACAUUGAAGGAUCUGUAGUGGACAGCCACGGUCUGCACACUAAAUAUAUCCACUCAAUGAUGCAAAAUGAAUUCAUCCAACAAGGCAGUCUGAAUUUCAGAUUCAUCCCUGUUCUCUUCCCCAAUGCAUCUCAGAAUCAUGUCCCGUGCUGGCUGCAGAACACGCGUGUUUACCGCUGGCCGCAAGACGCAGAGGAUUUGUUACUGCGGUUGUUGAGGGAGGAGCGAUACGUCCCUCCUCCUGUACCCGUGGAGCUCACCCUCAUCAUCAGGCCUGUGACCACGAGUGCUGCUGCAGACACGCUGUGAAAACUCACGCGAGUCUGUGCAUGUGCUUGGCGUCUGAACAUGUUCUAUAGAGACACUGAGUAGCUUGUGUGUUUUCAUAUCACUGACGGUUUUGAAUUUUUGUCACGUCUGAAUAAAGUCUUUUCUCCAUGUAA